Tuber aestivum (summer truffle) is the source of this 6546-nucleotide messenger RNA. NCBI's taxonomy places the organism in Eukaryota, Fungi, Ascomycota, Pezizomycetes, Pezizales, Tuberaceae. The record is from the annotation of a GenBank genome assembly.
ACGGUACCGUGACCUCUGCACAAACCGUGAAGAGGAGAGGGGGAGAGGGACGAGAAAGAGAUUGUUUUUUCCUCUCCCUCAUCCUGAUCCUUUAUUCCACCCCCUCUUCUCCAUAAGGACAAGUAUGUACCGGUACUUAUGCCGAUGGAGUUCAUGAUAGCGUGGUCCAGGCAUCCAGGCAUCGUAGAACCAAAUUAAAAAUUGCAAUACUGGUACUAGUACAGUACGGUAUGAUGCGGUAAAAAGAGUGAGAGAAAAAGAGAAGGGAGGGCAGGCUUUCAGCAGGUUUCUAUCUCUGCUCUGUUCCGUUCUGUUCCGUUCACCUGGUUUUCGCCAGAAUACGAUCAAUUAAUCGCCGCCGUAUCAUCCAAGUGCUGUAUCAAUUAUCAAUUCUCUCUCACCCCCCUUGUUUUCUGGUGAAAGAGAAUUAUUAUUUCGUUUUUUCUCGAGAGGAGGUUUUUCUUCAUUUCCCUUUUCUUCUGCUCAUUCCUGCAGCUCGUCCCUCGCGUCAAUCACGUCGAAUCUACCGCCAUCGUAAACCGCUCGGUUUGUCCACGCUCGGUUCGUCUCUGCAUAUUUUCGUUCGUACUCACUUAGCUGGGAGAAAAGGUAUGAUAAACCUAUUUGCUUCUUACCUCCACUACCUGUGCUCUAUUCACUCGCUUUUUGCUAGAAUUCCCCUUGUCUCUUUUGUUUUUGUUUUCUGCUGUCGGGUCGGGUGUCUGGGGGAAGAUAGAGUGAAAAAGGAGGGAAUAAGCCAUUUGGUUUUUUUCGCCCUUCCUCCCUUUACCGGUACCGGUACUUGUACUUCGCAUAGACAUAAAGCGUUAGGGAAGGAAAAGAAUGAAAAGGGAAGAAAAUAAAAAUAAAGGAAUAGGGUCUUUUUUACUCUUUCUAUUACUGUACGAGUAUUGUACCUUCCUUACCUUUCCUGCUUCCUUUUUUCCAUUUUUUCUUUUCUUUUACGAGUGCUGUUACCGUUUUUUCCCCCCAACCUUGCGGGUACCAGUACCCUGAGUGGGUUGAUUUUCGGAGCCAAGCGCAGGGCAAAUAACGUGAAGCAGGGUUUGAGGCUGGCCUGAAACGACUUGUAGCAGCAGCAACAGAUCUACGGACGAAGGGGGCCGCACCCGGAAGAAAAAAAGUUGAGCUGACCGGAUUGGAUUGGAUUGCUGCGGCGACAGCGGAUUUGGAGGUUUUUUUGUGGGAGGGAGGAAAAGAAGAACCAUUAUUGUUAGCGUCGAAAGGAAAGCUAUUGAGUGACAGAAGGAGAAUAGAGGGACCGAGUGAUUGGAUCGAGAGGGGAUCAGAAGCCAGAAUCAAGAUCCGUAGAGGGUUAGCGACGGAUCGCAGGAAAGUGCGUACUGGUGCAGUAUCAGCUACGGUUCAGGGCAAUAGUGCAAACCAGUUUCAAUCUACCGGCACUCGUAGUGGGAAAGGGGGAGGGAGAGGAAGGGAAAAGUGCAACAUUGGGUGGGAAGAGGGAGGGAGAGAGAGGAAGAGAGAGGGAGGCAGAUAUAAAUUACGGUAGUGAUACCAGUACGAUAAGAAGAGGUGCGGAGGCUCAAAGAGGAGUGGGAAGCACCAGUACGAGAAGUGGAGUACAAGAGGGGAGCGGAUUCAACUGGCUGCUGCCGUUGUCGUCGAAUGGUAAAGUGGAGAACGGACUGGACCUGAUCGACUCCACUUCCAAGAGCAGCAGAGCAGCAACUGGGGAAGGAAAUCGGGCGAGUGCUGGGCAACGCUACUUGUACGGUACAGUAAGUUAACGUAGCAUCAAGCUGGCAGCAUCACCUCCUCACCACCUCUCCCUUGCGCGAGUCAAGGUCAGGAAGGAGGAGCCAAAGCAAGGCAAAGCAGAGCAAAGGGCCAAAGGGGAACAAACGAGCAUCGUGCAUCAUAGCGGAAAGACGAGAAACGAAAGAAACAGAGGAGGAGCAAGAAUACAAACGAAAAGAGAAAGCAGAAAGCGAAUCAGCAUCGUUAUCACCGCCAUUAUCUUCCACACACAUACAGUUCAUACUUUUCACCUUCCCUCUCAUCACUUGCCUUUUUUUUCCCUUCUACGCGGAUUCCCUUCUCUUCACGUAUCACAACUGCUACUUUUCUUAUUCCAACUCUCUCUACAGGUGUCUCGUUGCCGUUGUUAUUACCUGUUCUCGUGCACCACAGCUGCAGUUCGCAAACCAUACGCCCUCCCCUCCUUCGAUCCGAGUUCUCUCUCGCCCGGUUGGUUCUUCGUUCUUCAGUGACCAGAAAUCCAGGAUAGAGGUCACUGUUUCUGCACUGCACAAUCCUCUCCACCUUUCACGUACCCCCCCAAUACCAUCGUCCAAGCGCCCGGCAUCGACCGCCUUCGCCCGCCCCGCAACAACUUGCUAUUUAAAAUUCGCCUACACCAUCAGUAUUAUUAUACCGGUAUCACCCACCGAAGCAGAGAGGUUUGCAGUCUCUCUCUCCGUUUUUUAUUUUUUUCUACCGAGAGUUGCGAGAGAAACGAAGCGCAGCGUAACCCGGAGGGAAACGAUCGAGAAAAGAAGGACGGGGAGGGCUCACGUAACUUAGACAAAUAAGUUUUGAGAUGUACGCCGAUGCGGCGGUGGUAAGUUCCCCCCCUUCUCUCUUUUUUUUUACCACACUGUGUGAGAGCACUUUCUCUGUCCUUCCUGCUCCUUGUUCCCUGUGCUUGGCUAUUUCCGCAAGCCCCCUACCGCCCGGACACAACCAUCCCUCCCCCCCCCACCUUCCCUUCAAUAUCCAUCUAUUUGCUGCACUGAGCGGUACACUUGCACCACCCCCCCCCCCAGCGACCGUUUCCUUCUCGAAUCUCUUAUCUCCUUUCCCAUCCUUUCUACUUCCUGCCUUCCACCCUUUUUUUUUGUUUUUUUUUUUUUUUACAUCAUUAGAAAUAACAGAACCAGCACGAAACGGCUGGUUUUUCUGUGGAAACAAGGGCACGCAUUCUCUACAUGAGCAUAACUUACACAGCUUCCAACUGUCAAACUGACUUCAAUCUCAACCCUACAGUUCGCCUCUGCGAGGCUUAAGCCCGCGAAGACCCGGUUGAUGACCGUUGAAAUCGAUCAAGCUACCCUGCUACAUGCCCAGACUGCCCCGGCAGCAAUGAACGGCCAUCCACAAGUUCCCAUGGGGACACCAUCCAUCAUGUCUUCCACAACUACUUUAGUUUCAAAUCACAGCGGAAUCAUCUCGCCUACGACAAGUCUGAUGUCGACGCCCGUCGGAAAUGACUCGCUCAUCAACAAGAAAGCAGAUCCUGCUCAGGGUCUUUACCAAACAUGUGUGGCCUUGCGGGAGCGCCUAAUGCUCGUACUCGAUUUCGAGCAAUUCUUAGAACCUCUUCCAGGCGCCCCCGAGGAUCCGGUCUCGCAACUCUGGAGGUGCUUUAGGAUGGGGUCUAGUCUUUGUGUUCUGUUCAACGCAAUGCGUCCAGUUUCUUUGAUUGAGGAUUCCCGGUGCCAACUUAACCUUGGUAGCGCGAACGAUUGUAAAGCGGCCACCUAUCACUUCCUUCAGGGGAUCAAGAAGGAGCUCAGCAUUCCCGACUCCGAAUCUUUCAUGAUCCAUAAUCUUUAUUCUGACGAUACGAACGGCUUUGUUAAAGUAUGUUUUUUCUUUUUUCUUCCCCACUAUCAUUCUUAUCCGGGGAGCCCAUCGCGCCACGGUUUGAUUUCCGCUGUACCUUUGGCCCCACGGUUUGAAUAUAGUGCCCGUGGUCGGAAAAUUACACUUUCCUGACGGUUUCGGAAAUUAGGUCACUAGAACGGUUAGCAGGAUCUUGGACGAGCUCAAGAAGCGGAAGCUUCUGUUGAACAAGAAACCUUCCGAUACCAAUCGCAGCUCCUCAGAACGCAAACCACUUGAUAACAGAGCUCGCGUUGUACAAGAGCUUGUCGAUACGGAGCGUAAAUAUGUGCAGGAUCUCGAAACUCUGCAGGACUACAUGCGCACGUUAGAAGCCGACGAGGUUAUCUCGAAGGAUCUUAUUCAUGUUCUCUUUUUAAACCUGAACCAGCUUGUGGACUUUCAGCGCCGGUUUCUGAUCAGAGUGGAGACUCAGAAUGACCUUUUGCCGGAGCAACAGAGCUGGGGAGCUUUAUUUGUGGAAUACGUGAGUUGGAUCGUUAUUUUUACUGCCGGGGAUGGCUUCUAAUUGCGCGCUCGUAGUGUCGGGAGCCGGAAGAAAGACCACAGAAUAAUGGCGACCCCAUUGGGCGUCCCGCAUUUCAGGAAACUUUUGCCGUCUACCAGCCUUAUGCCUCGAAUUUUAAGAAUGCCCAGGAUUUGGCUAUAGAAGAGAAGGCUAAAUUGGAGAAGAAGCCCCAUCCUGUUUACGAUCAACUUAAUGCCUUCUUGAUCAAACCUAUUCAGAGAGUCACCAAAUAUCCAUUACUAUUGAGAGUACGUUUGUUCAAUUGGUCUUCAGGCUGUUCGGACAUCUAAUGUGCUUGCAGGAUUUAAUAAAGCAAACCGAUCCCCUGGAAGCCGAAGACCAAAGCUUACACCAGGGGCUCGAAGCAAUUGAAAACAUCAAUAGAAAGAUUAACGAGGCGAUUCGGAAAUCUGAGAACGCUGAAGUUGUCAAGGAUCUUGAGGGUAGAGUUGAGGAUUGGAAAGGGCAUAAGCUUGAACACUUCGGUGAACUGUUGCUCCAUGGUCAAUUUUCUGUCAUUAAGAGUGACCCGAAAGGUGAUGUUGAGCGGGAGGUUUGUAGCCUAUGGCCUUAUGGGAAAGGGUCUUUGCUAAUCUUGUAGUAUUAUAUCUACUUGUUUGAACGGAUCUUGUUAUGCUGCAAAGAGGUGGGCAAGGAUAAAAAGCAAAAUAGGGCGAUGGGUGUCGGGAGACCACGGCCGGGAAAGAAGCGGACUAUGCUGCAACUUAAAGGCAGAAUUUUUAUGCAGAAUGUUACCGAUGUUAUAUCCUUGGCAAAAGGGGGUACGUUUGUUGACCAGCUAGCCAGAGUGGUCACGCAAGGGGUUUUUUUAUUGACAGAGUGAAUAUAGGAUCAUACACUCUACAGAUAUUCUGGAAAGGCGACCCUGGCGUUGAAAGUUUUAUCAUUCGACAUCCUAACGAGGAGCGGCUCGCACAAUGGAAUUCCAUGUUGCAGAAGCAACGAGAGGUAUUCACAAAAGCAGGGACGCCGGGUAGCCGUAACGGAGGUCGCACGAGUGGGGGUCUGAGGGCAACUGCAGCCACCGAGUUUGCUUGGAUGGUCAAUUCCGACACUGCCGACCAAGGCAGAAGGAGCGAAGACGAACGUUCUGAAGAUGAUGAGGAUGUUGAGGAUUCUCACGAUACUCCCACACUUACCGGUACACCAAGCUCUGGUUUCAGUGUGAGCCGUAAUGGCUCAAGUACAAGUUUGAGAUCACGGGCUGCUACGAAUGAGAGUUUAAUACAACCUCCGGCGCCAAUGGGAAAUCUCCCAGGAACAUAUGCUAGGCCCCCUCCAAGGUAUCAUCAAACGAACGUUCCCCAUCAGCCCCCGCUUACCCUUAAUACUGGUGUCAGCCCCAUAUCCCAAUCCCCCGAGCGAAAUGCCUCCUACUUCUCCCCCGUAACCGAGACUCCCUUGACAUCACGUACAAGCUCUUCGUCCAGCCAAUUCCCGUUCCCCCGACAAACAUCGACUGGAUACUACGAAGAACCGCAUCGCUACGGGACCCCUACUAUGUCUCGGUCCACGUCUAGGGAAGGCGCUGCAAUUGCUGCAAGUCAGGCUGCCCAAGCUCAGUUUGCCCACCAUCAGGCAAGCCAGCGCUUACAAAGACCCUCACUUCCAGGCAUGGCACCGUCUUCUUCCGCCGCAGCAACUUUGCAGCAAAAUCGAAUGCGAUCGGCUAGUAGUCCCAACAUACAUCAUGUUCCAAGUCAGGCACAGCUUGCCCGUUCCCCCAAUGGAAUGAUUCCUCCUAUGCCAUCUGUUCCGUCAAAUUAUGUUGCGUAUAGCGGUGGUCCAGCAGUCAUAAACCGAAGCCAGAGCAACUCUCCCACCUCCCCCAAUCUAGCGGUACCAGGCGCGCCAGUGAGGAAUGGCUCGCCUGCGGUCCAGGACGGUCACCAUUCAAAGCAUAGCGGUAAUGGCGCAAAUGGAGGUUCCACAACUCACUCCCAGGUAAAACUUAAAGUUAACUUUGGCAAUGACAAAUUUGUCAUAAUUGUUCCUUACAAUAUCGCCUAUGUUCAAUUGAUGGACCGUAUUGAGCGCAAGGUUAAGCUUUGUGGGUCAGGACCGGAGAUAACUUCUGCCACGAAUCUUAAGAUCCGGUACCAGGAUGAGGAUGGCGAUUAUAUCUCGAUGAAUUCGGAUGAUGAUGUGCUAAUGGCUUUCGAUGCGCCCGGGGAGCCAGGGCAGAAUGACAAUACCGGAAUUUCGGGAGUGGUAACACUUUACGUGUCGGUAUAAGUAUUCAGUUUGUUCCGAAGUCAAGGGGGGUUUGUGGAGGGUCUUCAAUUGUUCAUCCUUUCGUUGGUUUUUGCUUUUUAAUUAUUUCUGGAGGCGAUCAAGGGUGUGCGGCGUUA